Messenger RNA from Laccaria bicolor S238N-H82, 1491 nucleotides. RefSeq lists its product as uncharacterized. The transcript has 11 exons. Bases 1 to 1491 code for a protein of 496 amino acids. Lineage: Eukaryota; Fungi; Basidiomycota; Agaricomycetes; Agaricales; Hydnangiaceae. Gene Ontology annotation, cellular component: endoplasmic reticulum. The record is from RefSeq and is a predicted model, not a curated record. Gene Ontology annotation, biological process: protein O-linked glycosylation via mannose. Gene Ontology annotation, molecular function: protein O-acetylglucosaminyltransferase activity.
AUGAUCUAUAUCCGUCGCGACCAACGCCUUUUCGUCGUUGUCGCCGUCGUGGUUUUCCUUCUCUUCAUCGCCGCCCUCAACAACGAUCACGUUCGGGUCUCGGUGCAGAACAAAGUCCCGCAAUGGCUGAAGCAGAGUGAUCCCGCUUACGCAGGGCAAUAUCAACCUCAUGAAGAGGACUACAUACCGCGACCCCACGCCGACUCCUCUCCUCCAAACCACCAUUUUGACACAAUCGCCAAUACCACGGCCGAAACAGUGAUACCUGGAGGCGCCCAUGCACCUGGCUUCACGGUCUUUGACCGACUGUACCUUCGGGCGGGCAUAUUUUACGUCGUCACCGCGGAUCCGAGUUCUUGGCCUCCCCGGCGAUACCUACUAGCAAAACCUUUUGAGAUGGGGGCUGGAAAGGAAUUGGAGCCAACUGAUGAGGAUUUGCAAUUCAUCCAUCCAUCGAAAGCCAAGGAAAUUCUGGGGGAAUUUGCGAUGCGGAUACCUGACUUUUCAGUCAUCGUGCACGACCAUUGGCAAUUUAUGAAGCAUUACUAUCAUUGGUGGGGUGAAAUCAUCUUGGGGUUCUGGCGCGUGUACUCUCAUCUCGCAGAAGGCGGUGGUCGUGUGGAGGACCUGCCUUUCCCUGCCCGGUUUAUUUUGACGGUAAUAGAAAAUGAUGAAUGGAGAGAUAGAGCCGGUGUUGAUGGACCGUUCAUGCGAGCAGUUUUUCCGGCAGCUGCUAUCGAAAAGGGGGACUACUGGAAGGAUCUCAUAAAGCUCAAUACCACCGUCGUCUUUGAGCGUUCUAUGCUCAUAAACAGGGAGACCGCGCAUAGACACCCGUUCGGGAGCAAGUGGUACAAAAUGAUUGCCGGAACAAUGAACGUCACCGCGCCGGAAGACUACUGGGCCCCCAUCCGAAAAGCUCUCGCUGAGAACCUUCUAGGGUAUAUCCCGGAACUUGAUGCGAAUGGCGCCGUCACCGGUCCUACGAGUAUACCUGGCGUCGUCACAACGAAGCCAGUGGUCACGUACAUCUCCCGCCAAGGCGCAGGGAGGAGGCUUACCGAUAAAGAUCACCAGGCCCUGGUCGAGGCGCUUCGAGGGCUGGAGAAGGAAGGUUUAUGUGAGGUCCAGAUACCCAUGAUGGAGCGUAUGAGUUUGGCAGACCAGAUUGCGCUGCCGAUGAAGAGUACAAUCAUCGUCGGUGUUCAUGGGAACGGUCUUACGCACCAGCUUUGGAUGCCACGUUCAGAACGAUCCACUGUCAUUGAAAUUUUUGACCCUCCUUCCUAUGCCUUUGAUUAUGAAAUGCUAGCGAGGAAUAUGGGUCACCGGCAUUAUGGAGUGCAAAAUGAUACCCUGCUGACGUUCCCUAAAAAUGAAACUCAUGAGGGCGUCCAUUAUACCCCAGGAUUCCAUGGGAACGCGAUUCCGGUUUACGCCCCGGCUGUCGCGCAAACUAUUCGACAGCGACUCACCGAGCGCAUCCCAUGA